CAAGUGUCUUGCUGGGUCUGAUGACUCUAUUCUGUGGCAAAACUUGCAUAUUCCAAUGCGAUAUUAUUCAAAUCUGCCUGCAAAGGUUCAGUGACUACAAACUUUGAACACAACUAAUCUAUGAUAUAAGUUCUUUUUCUUUGAAAUUUAGCGAAACUUUAGCGAACAGUCAGGCGCAGAGAAAUGUUUGCGGUACAGAUGAACAACAGGGCUUGUCUCUUUGUUAUUUUGCUGCUCAGUAUUUUAAGCGAAGGCGCAGCAGACUGCACCGAUUCAAUAAUAUGCUGUAACAAACUAAACGAAAUACUGAUCAUUGCUGGUGUCAUAGCAGUUUGCUUCUUCUUUUUCAUCCAGUGCAUUGUCAUUGUAUGUCUGGCUAGUAAGCUGAGCAAGGUCCAGAAAAGGUUGGACGUAAUGAGUUUGUCCAGAGGAUCAAAUAAAUUGGGCAGCUCUUACCCUGUAGUAUCGUACCAUGAGAAUGCGCUGGAAGAAAAAGAGGAGCCGAAUGGGAAUCCUCGCGCUCGUCGUAUCUCUGGAGCCGUUCCAUCCGUUGGUGGACCUAUCAGAGCCAAUCCAAUUACCAUUUUUGACAACCCACAAAGCAAAGACCAGGAGAUUUGGGGCUUGUACUAAUUUAGGUGCUGGGCACCGGGAACCGAUUCAGAAUUUCCUAGGAUUCUAGCAUAGUUGUAGUUACAAUAACUCCUGGGCGGUCAUUUAAGCUUAUCAUAGAUCAAGAAACAUAAUUUCUUGUUAAUUUAGAUUUUCAAGUAAUAAAAUAUAUUUUUAUUUUUUUA
This is a messenger RNA of Pocillopora verrucosa, 797 nucleotides long. RefSeq lists its product as uncharacterized. NCBI's taxonomy places the organism in Eukaryota, Metazoa, Cnidaria, Anthozoa, Scleractinia, Pocilloporidae. The record is from RefSeq and is a predicted model, not a curated record.